CUCGGCUGUCUCCGGGUAGAGAUGGAGCUCCGUGCGGUCCUCCCGGCUCUGCUCGUCCUCUCCGCCGCCUCUCUGCAGCCGGUGAGCGGCGCGUCUUCACGGACCGGACCGAGAGUCACGGAGAAGGUGUUCUUCGACAUCACAGUAGCAGGUCACGAGGUCGGGCGGAUCGUCGUCGGCCUUUUUGGGGAGGUCGUCCCACUCACUGUCAAUAACUUUGUCUCCCUGGCAACCGGAGAGAAAGGUUACGGCUACAAAGGGACAAAGUUCCACAGAGUCAUCAAGGACUUCAUGAUCCAGGGAGGAGACUUCACCGCCGGAGACGGAACCGGAGGUCACAGCAUCUAUGGAACAACUUUUACAGAUGAAAACUUCAAACUGAAGCAUUUGGGAGCCGGCUGGGUGAGUAUGGCGAACGCCGGUCCCGACACCAACGGGUCUCAGUUCUUCAUCCUGGCUGCCAAAGCUCCGUGGCUGGAUGGGAAACACGUGGUCUUUGGCAAAAUCCUGGACGGGAUGUCGGUGGUUCACACCAUCGAGCUCCAGGACACCAACGACAGGAACCUUCCGUACACCGAAUGUGUGAUCGUCAACAGCGGCCACAUCCCCGUCAAAGAGCCCUUCGUGGUGGAGGUGGAGGGCUGGUAGACGGUUUAUUAUACAUUAUUAAUAAUCUGGUGAUCCACCAGAAGUCCAGUUUGCCAAAUUCACUUUUUCAUAUCAUCACUUUUGCAUGUUAACGAGCUAAUGCAAGCAAGAAGGGCUCGGUAUUGUGUGAAAUGUUUUGGUACAGAGUUUGCUGUAUUGAUACCAAAACAUUGACAUUUUUAAGAAAGAUAUACAUGAUUCUCUUGUUUCUAUGUCACAAACCUUGAGCUUAUCUUAAACACAAAACAUUUGAAUGAUCAGAAAUGAUGAUUCAAAUAUGUAAACAUUUGAUCGAAGAGCCUGAACAAAACUAACAAUUUAAUCACGCAGUUUUAAAUAUAUUUAAAACGUUUUUGAUGCUGCUUUGGAGCAUUUUUUUUUUUUGGUACCCAAAAACAUAUUAAGGGUUCAAUACUCAGCUCUAUUAGGAACAUGGACGUCAACAUGUUUACAUGCUACCUGAGCAUCUCGAUGUUAUGUGGAGCAUGUUAAAAUCUACCUGUAACAUGCUAACUGUAGGCUUGCUAAUGCUAGCAUGCUAACAAACUUUCCUCUGAUGGAUUUUUACUGAGAGAUACAAUAAGUAAUAUAUUCAGUUAUUUAAACGGACAUAUCACACUAAACAUGCCUAAACCCUGCUAUUGUAAAAGUCGUCUAAGCAACACGGAAAAAACAGACAAUUCGUGUCCCUGUACAAAAAACCAAUAGGUUGCAUAUCGUUACUAUUUCAUUAACUGCCAUCAGACUGUGUUGAAACUUCAUGGAAACUUGCACUUCCAGAACAAUGUAGCUCCUCUUUAUGCUCUUAUUGCCAACAUAUUUGCCAAAUUUGUUCGCACUUUCUAUGCAUCUUGUCAAUACCUAAAUAUCAAUUUCAAACAUAUGCAAAAAAGACUAACUGUAGCAAGUGUCAAAUGCCAUUCUUGCACUUUGUUUUUUAUCUUUUUAUCAUUGAAAAUGAAGAUUUCCAUUCUAAUGUUUUGAUUAAAAAGAGAUAUUUUCUUCCUGAUGCUUUAUUAUGCACCACAUCAUGUUUGCAAAAAAUACAGCACAAAUUGCACGAGAAGGAAAAAGUGUGGAUAUUAAUACUGUAGCUGUCCUCUCAAUAAUGUUUUUAAAUGUUGUACUUUGUGUCGGACGUGUGUUGUUAACCACUGUUACUAAAUUCUGACUGUUAUUGUUUAAUCUUUUGUCAUUGUUCCUUUAAAUGUUAUUGUUGUGAUUUCAGUAAACACUAAACUGUCACGGUAGCAUUAUUAUCUAGAGAAGUUAUGACUGAUAUUCCUCAUGUCACUGAAGUUAAUGCAGCUUUUAAAACCUCUGUAACGAACAUAUCAGGAGUUCUGUUUUCAUUAUCUUUACAGUAACAGCAGAAGAAGAGUGCCAACAGGUGUGUUUUCUACAAUGAACAAUAUGCUGUUGAAAAACUAA
Messenger RNA from Anoplopoma fimbria (sablefish), 2079 nucleotides. It is a transcript of the gene ppic, whose product is annotated as peptidylprolyl isomerase C. Gene Ontology annotation, biological process: protein folding; protein peptidyl-prolyl isomerization. Gene Ontology annotation, molecular function: peptidyl-prolyl cis-trans isomerase activity. Gene Ontology annotation, cellular component: intracellular membrane-bounded organelle. The coding region runs from base 22 to 648 and encodes 208 amino acids. The record is from RefSeq and is a predicted model, not a curated record. The transcript is spliced from 6 exons. Lineage: Eukaryota; Metazoa; Chordata; Actinopteri; Perciformes; Anoplopomatidae.